CAUGCCCACUGCAACUUUCUUACACAGUUCAAAAGCAGAGUAACAACAGAGUGAGUCACAGUUUAGCAGCUCUACGGACGCUUCAUCUCUGUCUGUCUAAUUUACAUGUUUAAAGUGGACUUUUAUCAGUUUAGUAACAUGUUUACAUUCUGGAUUUUUAUUCUCUGUCUGACUUUCAUCGUCUGGACUCCGGUUGAAGGUCAGUCUGAGGUGAUUGGGUCAACUCAGCCAAUCAUCGCUUCUCCAGGUGAUGAUGUCAUCCUGCCAUGUCACCUGUACCCUGAGUUCAACGUGAAGGGGCUGACGGUGGAGUGGUCGAAGCCCGAUCUGAAGCCUGACCCCUCAGAUCGGCUGAGUCGGGCCGCGUGCGUCCAUCUUUACCGGCACAGACAGGAAGACCUCGACAUGAAGAUCCCAGCGUACCUCAACAGGACGAAGCUGUUCACAGAUGAACUGGAGCGCGGAAACAUUUCACUCAAGAUCAUGAAUGUGACGCUGGCAGAUGAAGGGAGAUACAGAUGUUUGGUUCCCAAGUUGAAGAGCAGAGUGAAGUCGGCAAUUGUUGAACUUGUUGUUGGUGGUGGUCGUCUCAGUCGGAGCGUUCUGAUCUCCGGUGUGGUGGUUUGCUGCAUCUUACUAAUCUUUGUGGUGUAGUUGGUGCAUAUUUAUUCAAACAAAGGUGCCAAAAACCAAAUCAUCUGAAAUAUGACAUCACCUGAAGGAAACCAGCCUAGGAGCCUUGCUCUCAAGGGUACUUUGCUAGCUGAUGUUAAAGGAGAUGAGAACAUUACACAUUUACCUGCUGAAUGUGGCCAAGACCAAGGAAAUGUUUGUGGAUUUUAGGAGGACCAAGACUAGGGUAAAAAUCAUUUCCAUUCUUGGAGAGGACGUGGUGGAAGGAUACAGAUAUCUUGGAUUUCACCUCAAUAACAGACUCUACUUCUACUUCUUCCUCUACUUCUUGAGGAAGCUUCGGUCCUUUAAUUUGAGCAGGAAGAUGUUGCAAAUCUUCUGUUGUGGCAAGUGCAGCAUUCCUUGCUGAACCAAAGGGAGUUUAUCAACAAACACAAAAGUGUGAAAACGACCUCACACUGAACAGACUGAUCAGGAAGGCUGGCUCUGUGUUGGGACUCCUCUGGAGACACUGUACAUAUAGCAUUAGAUAACAUAACAACAGUAAAAAAUAUCAUAAUCAACGCAGAAAAAAUGGGCAUUUAUUUACAGCAGAUGAAGUACUGUGUGAUGCUGCAGGUGUUCCUGCAGCUGUGGGCACAACCGGGCAAGACACAUAACAUCAGUACUGAUGUUUCUGCAGCAUCCCAGAUUACAUUCAGUGACCCCUGAAUGACAUUAACAUAACAUGUUUCAAACCUGCCUGAGUCACAUUAGUUGUGUUUUGACUGAUAUUCCAAUAGAUUGUGUAAUAGAUGCCAGAUACUACAGAGAAGUAAGAGAGGCAGAAAACAUCUAAUUGUUAUUAUUUGUUGCGUAUGUAUGAAAAGUAUGAAUUGGCUUCUAUGCAAACUGUGGGUUUUGUGCUCUCUGCAGUUUUCAUUAUGGACCGAUCGCUGUGCUGAAAUUUGGAGAAAAGCAUGAAUCACUGCACACAAACUGCUGCAACUGACAACAUGCAUUACAACCGUAAGAUAAAAUAUAACAUUAAAAUAAUCAGGUUUCUUUAUAUGAAAAAUACCACAUAUGAAUUAAGCAAUUAAAUGUAGAAUAUUACUCUGCUACUGGAUCUGACUUAUUGGUGGUAAUGAACAUUAUUCCAUCUGUCACAGAGCACCAUAUUUCUAAUAAAGAAGAAACAGAUGCUGCAGAUGUAUCUGUGUGGGUUUUUUGGGAGACUCAGUGGUUUCCUCCCACAGUCAGUA
Molecule: messenger RNA, 1877 nt
Organism: Thunnus maccoyii (southern bluefin tuna)
Lineage: Eukaryota; Metazoa; Chordata; Actinopteri; Scombriformes; Scombridae
Product: myelin-oligodendrocyte glycoprotein-like
Exons: 4
Coding region: 106-654 (182 amino acids)
Source: RefSeq, a predicted model, not a curated record